Molecule: messenger RNA, 2151 nt
Organism: Dibothriocephalus latus
Lineage: Eukaryota; Metazoa; Platyhelminthes; Cestoda; Diphyllobothriidea; Diphyllobothriidae
Source: the annotation of a GenBank genome assembly
ACUGAACGCCGCAACAGCUCCCCGCGGACAGUUCCCCGUGGCGGCGGCAUGGGCAACGAGGAACAACAGACAGACAGGAAAAAGACGGGAAAACCACCCAUCGACGAUUCCCCUAUUAUCGAAGAGGCUCUCGAAUUAGAGGUGGGUUUUGAUGAGGAUGGCGAGAAUUUUGCCGACGUCGAUGAAGUCGACCAAAUUGUCGCCGUUGAUGAUGCGCUUUGCCACCAACAAGGUGAAGAUUUGCAUGAAAGCCUCAGUGAAGUUGGAGCCGUGGAGGACUUUGAAAUGGAUGGUUCUCUGGCCUCCGAGGCCGUGGAAGAGUACGAGGAAGAUGAAGAGGAUGAAGAUGAUGAUGAGGAGGAUGAUGAUGAGGUGGAUCACGAGCGGGGUGACACAGGUGAUGAAUAUGAAGAGGCUGAUGACACGGCAGCAGCAGCUCUUGUGGACGCGAGAAACCAAGUCGACUCGGAAACUGGUUUCGCCGGAAGUGAGCUAGUCCAGCCCUUCAAGAUAACUCAAUUUCAGCCAACAAACAGCACCCGCCGCAGCCCUGUGGAAAUAGGCCAGCAGCAUCGGUCAACAUUACCAAGCGAAACCCUAGCAGCGGUUAAUGGUUUCAGUUCACUCUUUGGACCUGUCAGUCAUGAGGUACCGGCGUCCUCAUUUCAAUGCGAUGGUAACCCUGAGCGCAAUGCUCUCUGGCGCAGGAGGGUGGAGACCCAAAUGCAACUUUGCCAAGACACCGAAUUCGGUCUUUCCCCUACUCGUCGCCUCCUAGAACCAGAGGACGGUAAUAGAAUCAACGAUGGUCCUGGCGCCUCAACCCUCUUUGCUCUCCAACCUCCAGCCAAGGCCAGUUUGCCGCCAGUCAAAACCUCUUCGGGCAGGAUUAUUAGUAAUGGUGGUGCACAACACCACGGGCGGUUGCAUUCCCCCAUCUCGGUGACUCUUAAUCCCAUUACUGCCGUAGGCAGCUCGGCUCCGUUUUCUUCCGUUGUGACCACUCCCUCCACCUCGCUUACCUCCGCCGCAACUACCACGGGUUCGCUGUCCUUUGCUUACGCCAUGCACGCCAUCGGCCUGGAUACCUCCUCCAGCCUCAGUUUUCACGCCGAUGAGGACGACAAUGAGGGUGACGGGGAUGAUGAUGACGGGGGCGGAGACGAAGACGAGGAGGAAAGUAAAGCCUACUGCGUGGGAGAUGUUGAGGAACAGGAUCAGGAGAGGAACGCCGGUGUGAGCGCUCGUGGUGGUGGUGGCGCAGAUGUGGGCGAGGACGAGGACGAGGACUCCUUUACUUCUCUACCACCUCCUCCCCGACUCACCACUAUUUGCAGAAGGCCUCUUAGCGAAGCUCCUGCUGCAAGCUGCACCUGUUCCCUCCAGAUGCCUGCUGUGCAAACUAGAAGUAGCAAAGGCGCUGACCGGAAUGAAAAUGACGUUGAUGAUACGACCAUGACAAGCGAUCGCGACGUUUCUGAGUCUGCUAUGGACACCUGCAGUUGCCGACGUUCGUGGUCAAGGCCCGCUUUCAUGAGUGCCGCCUCCUUCUCAGGAAACCUGGCGACACACCGAAGCAGCAGUGGUAGUGAUGAUGGGGAAGACCCCUCGACAUCUCAUCAGAUGCAUCGAACCCGCAGUUUGACCUCGACAUGGCGAUCGCCGCCGCCACCACCACCUUCGCAUUUGUCCUCUCCCACUGACAACCGUGAGGGGAAGUCAACAGGGAUGACGCAGGCUACAAUGAAUGGAUUUCAUGCCACCGCCGGUCCCAUUCAUGAGUCUGGAGAUGCCGUAUCAUCAGCAUCCUCCCUUCCCUCCUCAGUGUCGUCAAAGUGCGAUGCUGGUGAGCCCAUGACCGUUAAAACGCCGCCACACAGUACUAAACCCAGUGAUGUCAGCUUGGCUGUUCUCUGUAAACGUAUUGGUCGACUUCAAGGCGAAGCGAAGGCAAUUGCCCAGUCACUAGGUCUGCCUUCCGACACCCUGAAGACGGCAGCAACAUCAACUUGGCCGGCCUCUUCCUCUAUUCCUGCCCAGUCAACUGUACAUGUGUCAUUAGAGACAUCAUCAUCCUCGCCAGCAGCAAUUGAGAAGGCGCCUUCUGACUCUUCGGCGCACGUGUCGCCUAAAUCUCCUCUCCCAGAAUGA